AUGAACGUCUCUCACCCUAUAUCGUCGGCCAUCGACAGUGUCGAUUUCGACUUCCUGACGCCCAAUGAGAUCAGAAAAAUCUCAGUCAAGAGGAUAGAGAACCCUACCACAUUUGAUAGCCUCUUAAAUCCCACCCCUGGUGGUUUAUACGACCCGGCUCUUGGAGCUUGGGGCGACUCUUUAUGUACAACAUGUAACCUAAACGGAUCAAGUUGUCCCGGUCAUGCCGGCCAUAUUGAUCUGCCUGUACCCGUGUACCAUCCUGUCUUCCUCGACCAGGUCAUGCGACUGCUGAGGUCCCAAUGCAUCUACUGCAACCGAUUCCGAAUGCGAGCUGCCGAUCUUGCUCUCUACAAAUGUAAACUCCGCCUCCUGCAGUUUGGUCUGAUCGACGAAGCCCAGUAUCUCGACGAGAUCACCCCCAAGACGAGAGACGUUGCUGGUGUUGAGCCUGUCGAAAUGGACGACGACGAGACCGAAGAUGCCGCCCACAUGACCCUUCUUAGGGAAAAGUUCACGGAGCAUGCCAUCCGCAGACACAGAUUGAGCACUGUCGAGAUCAGGAAAGGCAAACACGAGGGCGCUUACGAGGCCAGGAGAGAGCUGAUCAAGGCCUUCCUCCAGGACAUGACCAAGGGCAGGACUUGUCAGACCUGUAAGGGAAUCUCCCCAAACUACCGCAAGGACCAGUUUGUCAAGAUUUUCGAGAAGGUUCUGCCGCAAAAGGAUGCCGCCAAGAUGGCCCAGGGUAGCUUCAAGCGACGAGAUGCUCUGACUGUGAGACAGCAAGCCAAGGUCGCCCCGAACAAGAAGAAGGCCCUCGAGACGGACGAGGCAAGCAAGAAGGACGUCGCCCCCCAUCGUUAUGUCAGCACCAGCGAGGUUCUUGCGCGACUAGAACUCUUGUUCGAAAAGGAGCAGGAAGUGGUUGCUCUGCUGUACAACUCUAGACCUCAGUCGAAGCACUCCGAACCCCUCAACCCGGGGUCUUUCUUCUUGCAAACCAUCAUGGUCCCACCGAACAAGUACCGCCCCGAAGCCCGGCAAGGUGACGGUGGCAUAGCUGAGGCCCAGCAAAACUCCCUCUACAAGAACAUACUGAACGCGUCCGCCAAGAUCGCUCAAAUCCAUCGUGAGAUUGCUGCCGCUGCCAGAGCCGGUUCCGAGUUUGAGGGCCGAAACAGAAACUUUUCAGAGCUGCAUGAGGCAUGUGUUGCGCUCCAGAACUGUGUCAACUCUCUUAUCGACAAAGACCGCAACCCGGUUCGUGGCGCCGCCGGCAAGAGGAACGAGGAUGGUAUCAAACAGAAGCUCGAGAAGAAGGAGGGUCUGUUCCGGAAGAACAUGAUGGGCAAGCGUGUCAACUACGCCGCCCGUAGUGUUAUCUCUCCAGAUCCGAAUAUCGAGACCAGCGAGAUUGGUGUGCCCCCCGUCUUUGCUAAGAAGCUCACAUACCCCGAGCCUGUCACCAGCCACAACUUCCGAGAAAUGCAGCAAGCCGUCAUUAACGGCCCCGACAAGUGGCCAGGUGCUGUCGCAAUCGAGAACGAGAACGGCCAGAUCGUCAAUCUGAAGAAGAAGUCGCAAGAAGAUCGAGUUGCCCUGGCAAACCAGCUGCUGGCUCCUACGAGCCACAAUCAGCAUGGCAUGAGAGGCAAGAAAGUCCAUCGCCACCUCGGAAAUGGUGAUGUGGUCCUCAUGAAUCGACAGCCCACUCUACAUAAGCCGUCCAUCAUGGGCCACCGCGUCAGGGUUCUUCCCGGGGAAAAGACCCUUCGUAUGCAUUACGCCAACUGCAACACUUACAACGCGGAUUUCGACGGUGACGAAAUGAACAUGCACUUUCCCCAGAACGAGCUCGCUCGGGCUGAGGCUAUGCGACUUGCAGACACCGAUCACCAGUACCUCUCCGGCACGGCAGGCAAACCCCUGCGAGGUCUGAUUCAGGACCAUUUGUCCGUCUCAGUCGCGCUCUGCAAUAGGGACACCUUCUUC
Molecule: messenger RNA, 1995 nt
Organism: Truncatella angustata
Lineage: Eukaryota; Fungi; Ascomycota; Sordariomycetes; Amphisphaeriales; Sporocadaceae
Exons: 3
Biological process (GO): DNA-templated transcription
Cellular component (GO): RNA polymerase I complex
Molecular function (GO): DNA binding; DNA-directed RNA polymerase activity
Source: RefSeq, a predicted model, not a curated record